CUCUUCUCGCCAUGGCGUCCAAACUGAACCCCAACAUCCUGUACGUGUCGGAGCACGGCGAGUCGCUGGGGUCGCCCGGAGCCGACUCUGAGAGGACUCACAUAGCUGGAGAAGCUGGAGAGGAGUCAUCGGACAGCGACGGGGAACAAGAGGAGACGUCGCACAAGUUGAUCCGCAAGGUGUCGACGUCGGGACAGAUCAGGGCAAAGAAAAGCGUGAAGGAGGGAAUCCUGUUGAAGCAGACCAGCUCCUUCCAGAGAUGGAAGAGGAGGUACUUCAAACUCAGAGGGAGGACCCUCUACUACGCCAAAGACUGCAAGUCUCUGAUCUUUGAUGAAGUUGACCUAUCGGACGCCAGUGUGGCCGAGACCAGCACCAAGAACAUCAACAACAGCUUCACGGUGAUAACUCCAUUUCGCAAACUAAUGUUAUGCGCCGAGAGCAGGAAGGAGAUGGAGGACUGGAUCGGCGCUCUGAAAUCCGUCCAAAAAUGGGAAACCUACGAGGCCAGCCAGUUCAACAUGGAGCAUUUCUCCGGGAUGCACAACUGGUACGCCUGCUCGCACGCCAGACCGACCUUCUGCAACGUCUGCCGGGAGGCUCUGCCAGGCGUCACCUCCCACGGCCUCUCAUGCGAAGUUUGUAAGUUCAAGGCUCAUAAGCGCUGUGCAGUUCGCUCCACCAACAACUGCAAAUGGACCACGCUGGCCUCCAUAGGAAACGACAUCAUUGAGGACGAGGAAGGGGUGUUCAUGCCCCACCAGUGGCUGGAAGGCAACCUGCCGGUCAGUGCCAAAUGUGUGGUCUGUGACAAGAACUGUGGCAGCGUGCGGCGGCUGCAGGACUGGCGCUGCCUCUGGUGCAAAGCCAUCGUCCAUAACAGCUGUAAAGAACAAAUGGGGAAGGUUUGUCCAUUGGGUCAAUAUCGAGUGUCAAUCAUCCCUCCCACUGCACUUAACAGCAUCGACUCGGAUGGCUUCUGGAACGCCACCUCAGCGUCGUGCUCCAGUCCUCUCCUGGUCCUGGUCAACUCCAAAAGUGGAGACAACCAGGGGGUGAAGUUCCUCCGCAAGUUCAAGCAGCUCCUCAACCCGGCUCAAGUCUUUGACCUGAUGAACGGAGGACCAGAGCUCGGCCUGCGCCUUUUCCAGAAGUUUGUGACGUUUCGUAUCCUGGUGUGCGGGGGUGACGGCAGCGUGGGCUGGGUGCUCUCAGAGCUGGAUAAACUCAACCUCCAUAAACAGUGCCAGCUCGGCGUUCUGCCUCUUGGAACAGGCAACGACCUGGCUCGUGUUCUGGGCUGGGGAGGCCUCUGUGACGACGACGCUCAGCUGCUGCAGAUCCUGGAGAAGCUGGAGAGAGCCACCACCAAAAUGCUGGACCGAUGGAGUGUGAUGACGUACGAGGUGCCCACCUCCACUAAACGCACGCUGCUGGUGAAAGAAGACGACAGCCCCGAUUCUCCUCUGCAGGUCCACAUCACUCAGUAUGCAGACUCCGUGGCCUCCCACCUCGCCAAGAUCCUGGACUCGGACAAACACAGCGACGUCAUUUCCUCCGCCAAGUUCCUGUGUGGGACGGUGAAUGAUUUUGUGGCGGAGGUGGGGAAGGCGUACGAGAGAGCCACAGAGAACAAGGAGGAGGCAGACGCCAUGGCAAAGAAGUGUUCAUUGCUGAAUGAAAAGCUCGAUUCCCUGGUCAAGGCCUUGAGUGAAGAAGCGGAAGCUCAGGUGGUGCCAGCAGGUUCGGUGCCCAGCCAAGAAAGCGGCGGUUCGAGCCCCGUCGAAAGCGGCGGUGAGUCGGGUUCAGAGGGUAAAACGUACCGAUCCAAGGAGCAGCUAAUGCUCAGGGCCAACAGCCUGAAGAAAGCCUUGAGGCAGAUCAUCGAACAGGCAGAGAAAGUUGUGGACGAGCAGAACCGACACACGCAGGUCCAGAGGAUGUCGUCCUCGUCCUCCAUCAAAAGAGAAAACAGCGAGGAGCUGAAGGAUAUUGAGCCACGUCAAGGAAGCUUAAGUCCCACCUCCCCAAUUGUCCUUGAGAAACCAGAGAGCCUCCACACUGUCACCUUCAGCGAGGACACUGUACAAUGCUCAGAGAAGUGCGUGAUGAACAACUACUUCGGCAUCGGCCUGGACGCCAAGAUUUCCCUCGAGUUCAACAACAAGAGAGAUGAGCACCCUAAAAAAUGCAGCAGUCGCACCAAGAACAUGAUGUGGUACGGAGUCCUGGGGACCAAAGAGCUGGUCCAGAAGACGUACAAGAACCUGGAGCAGAGAGUUCAGCUGGAGUGUGACGGUGUUCCCAUGUCUCUGCCGAGUCUGCAGGGCUUGGCUGUUCUCAACAUCCCCAGCUAUGCAGGCGGUAUCAACUUCUGGGGAGGCACCAAGGAGGACAAUAACUUUGGAGCUCCGUCAUUUGAUGAUAAGAAGUUGGAGGUGGUGGCGGUGUUUGGCAGCAUGCAGAUGGCCAUGUCCAGAGUCAUCAACCUGCAGCACCACCGCAUUGCACAGUGCCGCCAGGUGAAGAUCACCAUCCUUGGGGAGGAGGGGGUUCCUGUGCAGGUGGACGGAGAGGCCUGGAUCCAGCCGCCCGGCAUCGUCAAGAUCGUCCACAAGAACCGAGCUCAGAUGCUCACCAGAGACAGAGCGUUCGAGAGCACGCUGAAGUCAUGGGAGGACAAAAGGAAGAUCGACAGCUACCGAGCCAGCAGACCUCGCCUUAACUCCCAGCAGUCCAUGGAGUACCUGACGGAGGAGGAGUGCGCUCAGGUUCAGCAGCUGGGCAUCGUGGCCGACACACUCAUCAACAAGAUCCGCGAAGCAGCCAAGACCCACAUGCUGGUGGAGCAGGAACUGGCUCACGCCGUCAACGCCACCGCCCUGGUGCUCACCGAGGCCAAACUGUCCACCCCUGAGUGUCUGAGUCGCAGCACGGCUGUGGAAAUCGUCAACAGCAGUAAAGUUCUCCAGGCAGAGACCCGGAUGCUGCUUGAUGGAAAACUACUGUCGGACUCUCCAGAGGAAGAGGAACUCCGGACGACCCUGAACAGCCUCAGCGCCGAGCUCCACAAGCUGGACGACAUCCACUGGAUCUGUCCGCUCAUGCAGUGCUCCGAGGAGGACUCGGUGAGGGUCAACAGUAAGAGCAGCAGUAUGAAGCUGAAGAUCAUACCCAAGGUGAAGAAGGAGAGGGAGAAGCUCCACAAGCAGAAGUCUAACAGCUCUCUCUCAGGAAAUUGGGAUAUCAAAGGUGGGGCUGGUGAAGCAGAUUCCUCAGGCAAUUGAAGUCCUGCAUGAGGUGCUUAAUACUGCCCCCCCUCCUCUAAAUACCCCGACAACCAGGGGUGAGGAUUACCCCCUCCUGUUCUCCUCCCCUCUAACCGCGAUUCCUAGUGGCCUGACAGAGGUGUGAGGAAGAAGAGGAAAAACCACCGUCCCAACUUUUAUGCUAUUUCCUCCCUGCUUCCUUUCUCCUCCAUUUCUGCAGGGAGGAGUCUCGUUUCUUCUAUUUCUUCUUUUGCGUUUUGUUCGUAAAGGGGGCCUGGCUUUGCAUCGCAUCGCUUCACCAUUGGCGUCCUGCUUUUGGUUACGUUUACCUGCUUGAGUUCGGAAGUCGCCGUGGCCAACAGCGAAUCAAACAAAAUACGUACAAGGGAGGCGUUGAACAAAAAUGUUCUUGCAGACGUUCUUUUUGUUUGUUUGUUUUCGACAUAGAAAUGUGUUUAUGUGGUGCUCUCCUUGCAUGUCGAGUGCAGCCAUCUUAUUUUAUAUCUAUCAUAAGUUGUUACGAUGUUUAAAUUCUUUUCUCUUUAACUUAAAUCGUUUUUAUUUCUGAACCUAUGAACAGCCUUUAGACUUUGAUUUUUCUCAAAACUAUCAAAGAGUAUUUAUUUCUUGUUGCUACUGCCAUGAGAACUGAAAAUGGCAACAAAAUGAACAAACUGAAACAUCUCAACCUUAUCGUCUACUGAACUGGGGAAUAUCUUAAAUGUUGCAACAACAAAAAAAAAAAUGUACUGAGGAAUGUACUCGUGUGGACUUGUAUUAACCUGUGAAUAAUGUUAAAUGAUAAAUAAUAUAAGGUUUCACAAAAGGUUCUGCUGUUGUGGUUCUAAAGUGGUUCUUAAUCAGCUGUUGUCUGACUUGUGUGAUCCGAGGCUAUGCUUCAUGACGAGUCAUCUCAUCUGGAAUCCAGCCUUAUGAAAAGAUGGUGGGAUUUUAAAAGUACGGUACAUCACUCAGUUAUUUUCAAGGUCUAAAAAUGUGUCUCAUGUGGGAGUCAAAGAAAAAGUCAUCCCACUGGUUUUAAGAACCAUUUUUGAGGUACGGCACCAGAUGAAAUGACUCAAUAAGUUUUUUUUUUUGCCAGUGUAUUGUGAAGAUGUUUACAGAAGGAGGAAGCAUCAAAAACACGUUAAAACAUUGCAGCUACUCAGUAUAUUACUCC
This is a messenger RNA of Anoplopoma fimbria (sablefish), 4449 nucleotides long. Its product is annotated as diacylglycerol kinase eta. NCBI's taxonomy places the organism in Eukaryota, Metazoa, Chordata, Actinopteri, Perciformes, Anoplopomatidae. Bases 12 to 3287 code for a protein of 1091 amino acids. The transcript has 30 exons. Gene Ontology annotation, biological process: intracellular signal transduction; diacylglycerol metabolic process; lipid phosphorylation. The record is from RefSeq and is a predicted model, not a curated record. Gene Ontology annotation, molecular function: ATP-dependent diacylglycerol kinase activity.